Pungitius pungitius (ninespine stickleback) is the source of this 5851-nucleotide messenger RNA. It is a transcript of the gene hs6st1a, whose product is annotated as heparan sulfate 6-O-sulfotransferase 1a. Lineage: Eukaryota; Metazoa; Chordata; Actinopteri; Perciformes; Gasterosteidae. Gene Ontology annotation, cellular component: membrane. The transcript is spliced from 4 exons. The coding region runs from base 428 to 1717 and encodes 429 amino acids. Gene Ontology annotation, molecular function: heparan sulfate 6-sulfotransferase activity. The record is from RefSeq and is a predicted model, not a curated record.
AGAGAGGGAGGGAGAGAGAGAGAGGGAGAGACGUUGAAAAGGUAGAAUUCGCGCUGCAUCCUGGGUAAACAGCUCCAUGGUGAUGCGGUGAGCCUGUUGUGUAGACUGGAAACCUAAAGUAAAGUAAACGGGGGAGGGACGCCUGUGAGGAGGGAUAGCGACGCGCGGGGUGGAGGGGGGCGGUGUUUGUGCUUUCAGCGAGUCACAAUGCGUCUUUCACGGUGUUGAACGGUCCCGGUGUGCACCAUGAGCCAACUUCAGCGGUCGUCUCCGAGCGGAAUGAGUCACUCUUGAGCCCCGAAAAACGAGUUCCUCUCGGCGGGAGGGAGGCAGGGAGCAGAGCAUGCAGAAGCCGAGCGCCCCGCUCCCCGUGGUCGGCUCGACUGGGAAAUGGUAGCGUACUGCAUGAGCCGCACUUGGAAGGAACAUGGUCGAGAGGAGCAGCAAAUUCUUGUUGAUCGUCGUCGGAUCCGUGUGUUUCAUGCUGAUCCUCUAUCAGUACGUGGCUCCCGGGGUGAUCAAUUUCGGCUCCCCGCACGGUUAUUUCACGGAGGAAGACGAGGGGGACAUCUUCCCCACUCCGGACCCCCACUACGUUAAGAAAUACUACUUCCCCGUCAGGGACCUGGAGAGGACGAUCGAUUUCCAAAUCAAAGGGGAGGACGUGAUCGUGUUUUUGCACAUCCAGAAGACCGGCGGGACCACCUUUGGAAGACACCUGGUCCAGAAUGUCCGUCUGGAGGUCCCCUGUGACUGCAGACCGGGCCAGAAGAAGUGUACCUGCUACCGGCCGAACCGCAAGGAGACCUGGCUCUUCUCCCGGUUCUCCACCGGCUGGAGCUGCGGCUUGCACGCCGACUGGACCGAGCUCACCAACUGUGUGCCGGGGGUCCUCAACAAGAAGGAGAACAAACAGAAGAAUCUGAGGAAGUUCUACUACAUCACUCUCUUGAGAGACCCGGUGUCUCGAUACCUCAGCGAGUGGCGCCAUGUGCAGCGGGGAGCCACGUGGAAAACCUCCCUGCACAUGUGCGAUGGACGGACCCCGACGCCCGAGGAGCUGCCCUCCUGCUACGAGGGCUCCGACUGGUCAGGGUGCACCCUGCAGCAGUUCAUGGACUGCCCCUACAACCUGGCCAACAACAGACAGGUGCGAAUGCUAGCGGACCUGAACCUGGUCGGCUGCUACAACAUGUCCACCGUUCCAGAGAAGAAGAGGGCCCAGCUUCUCCUGGAGUCGGCCAAGAAGAACCUACGAGACAUGGCCUUCUUUGGUCUGACGGAGUACCAGAGGAAAACCCAGUUCCUGUUCGAACGAACCUUCAGGCUGCGCUUCAUCAGGCCUUUCAUGCAGUACAACAGCACCAGAGCAGCCGGCGUGGACUUGGACAACGGCACGAUCCAGCGUAUAGAGGAGCUGAAUGAGCUGGACAUGGAGCUCUACGACUACGCCAGGGACCUGUUCCAGCAGCGCUACCAGUACACAAGGCAACAGGAGAGGCGGCUGCAGCGCAUCAAGAGCCACAUGCAGCAGAGCCACCAGGGCCUGGGCCUGGGCGUCAGCCUGUGGCCCUCACACGCCCGCCAGAGCUCGGUGUCCACUCUGGAGGACGGAGAGUUGGAGAGGGAGGAGCGGGCGGAGGGAGGCCGAACCGAGGAGGCGGGCAGCAGGCUCCCCACUGAGGACUACAUGAACCAGAUCAUCAACCGCUGGUAGCAGCAGAAUGAGGACACACACACAGACAUGCAUAUGUAAUGUGAAAUACACGCGCGCACACACGCACACACACACACACACACACACACACACACACACACUCACAGUGGCUCCUGCAUCGAAAUAGCCAAAUAACUGACAAAAACACGGAGAGUUGGGCCACGGGAAUGCGAGCUGCAGCGGUUGCUAUGGAGACCUGGGCUUGGUCAAUUGCAUCAGCUCACCUUAUUGAGGUUUGCCCAGUUGUUAUUAGCACCCGCUUGCCCUUUCUGCCUCGCUGCCCCUCAGAGUUUCUCGGUCUCUCUCGUCAUCAUUACUGACUGGUGUAGUGAGAGAUGUUUUGGGAGAGUUACGGAGCGCCAAACAUCUCAUCCACCUGCACCCCCCCCCCUCUCCUCCACCUCCUGUAUUCCUCUUGUUCUCUGUGGCCUAAUAUGGAGCAUGAGAAAAUUAAGUCUGUGAAUUCCCACAAACUCUUGCUAACGUCGACUUCCUGGAUACUCCAAUUUCACAGGAACUGGGACUGCUAUGAAAGUAUGCUAAUGACUGAGCUGAAGAAAGCUGGCAGAUGGAGUACAUGAGAGACCGAAAUUGAAAGAAGGAAGCAAAGGAAAGUUGGACUGAGAUGUGUAAUAAAGCUUUCUGCGUAAAAAAAAAAAAAAAAAUGCCAUUUUACCCAUGAACACGCUUUGGCCAUGAAAUAAUGACUCAUUCUCAUUUCAGGAUGAUUUUAUUUGUUUUUCCUUUUUGUUUAUGCUUUUUUUUAAAGCAGAAUUGUGAUAACACUGAGACCAAUAUUGCUGCCUAAUGAAAAGUGAUUCCUUUAUUUCUUUAUUUUUAUUGGUUUUAUAAGUCAAAGCUUAUGGAUCGUAUUGAUGUACAACGGACCAUAGCCAUUACUGAAGCCUUGCAUCUUGGAGGGGGGCCGGGCGGGGGAGGAGGGGGGGGGUAAAAGUAGCCCGUUUGUCUGUUAAAGGUUCUCAAAGAUGCCGUCGCGUAACGACUACGUUUCCUCCUCUCCCUCCUCUGUUGUUUUGUGUGUCUCAGCCUUGCUGGGAAUGACAGCCAAUUACCGAGUCGAAUCUCGCAUAGGUGCGAAGAAACCAAAGGUGAGGAGAGAGGAGAGGAGGGAAGAGGGGAGGAGAGGAGAGCAAAGGAGGAGGGGAGGGGAGAGGAGGAGUGAGUCUGCUGCAGGUCGUUGCCAGGGACCGUGCUGUGUGAGCGACGAGCACUUUGGAAACCUGAACUCAGACAGAUGCUUAGUAGUCGUGGAACUGCCGGUCACCAUGGCAAUAGUGAGCUCUUAAUGCAGUGGGUGGCAUUUUCACAGGUCUUGUUAUUUCGGACCAAGAGCUGCAUUGUAAAAGCGGCGGUCUCAAACAAGCCCUCCCUCCCCGCAAAAAGGGCUCACGCGGCGCCGGUGACCUGCGGCUCAUUAGUCUGACCGGUGUCACCCUGAAGAGUAGCAGUGCCUCUACGUACUGGGAUCAUAGUUAAAACAAUUAUUGACAGAUAUUACGUCUGCAUUAUUCUACAGUUAUUUCUCUGACUACUUUGUGUGUGUGUGUGUGUGUGUGUGUGUGUGUGUGUGUGUGUGUGUGUGUGUGUGUGUGUGUGUGUGUGUGUGUGUGUGUGUGUGUGUGUGUGUGUGUGUGUGUGUGUGUGUGUGUGUGUGUGUGUAAAUAGUAUGUACAGUAUGCCUUUGUAAAAAGUUUGCCUGAAUGAGAGAGGAUGCCUGAUUAUUUUUUUCUGAGUUUUGUGAAUGACAGGUUCCACGACCAAUUAUGUUGCCAUUUUUUUUUGCGUGGUUAUGGAGAUGUGGUGGGGGGGUGGGGGGGGGGACAAUAAUGUCCCUCCAACUGCACGUCACAGCAGUGUGACCGUUGCAAUGAUGCAAGCCAGUAAUUCUCCCCUCGGCUCUUUCCUUCGACAUUUUCCUCCCCCUCCUUCCUGUGACGUAGUUGCGCAUGACGUUUGUGUCACCAGGAAUGAUGCAAAUCCUAAUUUCUACUUUGAAAAAUCUGCGCGUGUGACACGUCUUUACAAGUAACGGCAAAUUCCACAAGCAGGGUUGGGUUACCGAUUGCACCAUGUUUUUACACAAUCAGUUAUUUUGAACUUUUUUUUAUUUCUCAGGGGCUUUUUUGUUCAAACAAAAAUACAAAAGUUUCCCCAUUCUCUUAGCGCUGAUCCCAACCUAAUCGCUUUUUGAAUGUAUUUUCCCACCUCCUGCUCUGUCGUUUUUUCCCGUUGAAACGACAAACAGAAAGUAGACUAACUUGGGACAUCGACACUCUGUACAUUAUUCUGUAAUUCCCCAUUCAAACCUUUGGGGUGUCCACUGAGGGCAAAAAACACAUCUAAUAUUAAAUUUACAUUUAUUGUUAUUGUUAUGGCAUUAAUAUGAGAUCUAAACAUCCCAAAAAAUCAUGUAAAAUAUUACGCUCUGACGUCUCCCAAUUGAUUGAUGUAGGAAGCAGGAUCAGGAUGAUUUAUUAAGUAAAGUGCUCUGAUUAUAGGUUGUAUAAGAUGUAUUAAUUCGGGAAUGGCAACAAUUAAACUUGGUCUGUACUCAGGCAAAGAUGGUUUGUUGGAGAAAAGAAAUGCAACUCCAUAACUGCAAAUAGACUGUGUGGGUUGUAGUUCAACAAAACAAAAUGGUCCGUCUGUAGGGAAUCUAAUAUGAUUGCACACGGUUCAUAUCAACCUUUCCAUGAGAAUAUUUCAAAAUGAUUCUUUUAAUAGUUCUGCAUCAGGACUUCAAGCAUUUGAGCGGGUUGCUUGGUAAGCGGGUCGUAAAGUAAUUAAGCUUCAAUUGUUAUUUCAAUGUGCCGGAUUCAUUUAAUCAACAUUUCAUAACUUGUCAUAUUACUACCAUUUUAUGUGUGAAGUGUUUUCUUCCAUCUCAGCUAACAAAUGGUGAUAGUUCUUUGAGUUUUAGUUCAUUAUAACUCAACUGAAAAAAGGUUUAAUAAGGGAUUCAAAAAGGAUUCAGUUUUUAUUUGUUGAUUUCAUACUGAAUUCAUAUUCAAUGAAUUGUUAUCAAACCCCCAAAAAUAGAGCAAUAAAAGGGAAUGCCAAGAAGAAGACGCUGGAGAAGAGAAUGCAAAAGUUACACGUGUCACGCUUUGAAUUCAAAUGAAUGUAGUCCAAGUCCGGUGUCAUCCAGGGAGGCGAAGGGAGGAUGCAAGCUGCCUUGGAAAAAAGGAUAAAUAGUUGCAUCCUGCAGUUAACAAGACGUUUGUGUUAUUUUUUGGUCUAAGGAAAGAAGAAACUAACAAUUUAGCCGCCUACAAGACUCAACUAAUCACCCUACAUCCUCGGUGUCUCUCCUUUAGUUCAGCUCCUUUCGAAUCAGUCAUGAUUCAUGAGGGGAAGGGGAGGAAUGGAGGAAGGAGGGGUGUAAGGAAUUGGGAUGCAUCCAGUGUCAAUAUGCUGUUUUUUCUUAUGUUGCCUUCAAAGUAACGCAAAUAAUCGCCCUUUUUUUGUUUUGUAGUAACUUCCAUUUCAUUGUUUCCUUGAAACGAGUGCAGCUCCAGGCUUGCUGCCCGCAACCUCUUUUUCAAAGUCACACUUGGGUUUGGGCUCCAAACCAAUAUCUGCUCCUGCAUUAGUGGUUGAAACGAGACUACAAAACCGAUUCUCCACCUUCAGAGUGAUUUAUUUUCAGCGUUGCCGUUUCAAGCGACCAUCAGUCUUGAAGCAGUCCUCAAAAAUGCCCUCAGCCCCCCCCCCCUCCCACCACCACCACCACCCACCCACCUUCUAACCCACACACCGGAACAGUGUGUGAAGGAAAAAUUAAUCCUUUCACUCAAAAUUCUUCCAGGAAUUAAUGCUGUAAAGCUAUACUCAAAUAUUUUAUGUCUUGUCACUAUGUAUAUCGGAUGUCUUAACAGCAUUUCCUUUGUGACAAUAAAGCAACCCAUGUGUCGCUAACACCAUCCUUUUUUAUCCAUCUUGCUAUUUUAUUUUUUUAAAAGAGAUGUUAAAAAGUAUGAUAGAGACUUGUUUUUUUCGGGUUGGUGUGCAGUCUGUCUCUGGCUCCUUAUGUAUGCAUCAUUCUGCGUUUGUUUCUUAUGAUUGCAAAAAUGAAUCAUCAAGCAACCAAUUAAAAUAUUUCAUUUUUACAGA